Paramecium octaurelia is the source of this 713-nucleotide messenger RNA. The record is from the annotation of a GenBank genome assembly. Lineage: Eukaryota; Ciliophora; Oligohymenophorea; Peniculida; Parameciidae.
AUGAAGCAGAGAUACUUAAAUGAGAAUUGUCACAGCAACAUCUAAACUCAUCGAUCAGAGAGAUCCAGUAGUUCUAACAUCCUUCAAGAUUUAUCCAACAAUAGUAUUUGUUCCAAUUAACUCAAGCAGGGCAAUUAUUAUUUACUAAAAAGCCAAUUCGUGGGAAUAGACAAAUUAAACCUGAUUUGUUAUCCAAGGACCAUGAUGUCCAAUUACAAUAGAACAGAGUGUACAAACAAAAAAAAAUAUAAUAACUAAAAAUUUAGUUAUAAACUUUAAAAUAGAAUUAUGAUAAAUAAGCAACAUCACAAUUCAAUCUGCAUAAAACUAUUGACAACACCGUGAAAAGGUUGCUUGAACUCAAAGCAUAAAUUAACGUCAAUCACAUUGAGGAACCUUGGCAGGACAUAAUCAAAAUGGAGAAGGACAUAUUUGGGAAUGAAGAUAACAUCAUUAAACAAAUGCCCAUCCAGAAUUUUAAUGAGGUCAUAUCAGGGCAUUAGUUAACAAUCUUAGAAUUGGUUUCUUAGUAAUAAAAUUUGCAACAAUAGAAUUAUUGGAUUGCUUAGAUGAAACUGUUGCAUGAAACCUUCAUCUAAAAAAAUUUAACUAUUGGAUAGAUCCUCAAACCUAAGGAUGUUCCAGACAAUUUAGAAUAGUCCAUUGAGAUCUCUUAUGAGGAAUUUACUUAAUCAUUCGGCAAAAAGUGGUGA